UUGGAGGGAAAAUCAAAACUGGCGGGAGAGCAUGGGACUUUUGUCAAUGAUAGAGAACUUCGUCUACCACGUGUUUUAGACUAAUGUGUUUCCAAGAUGCAAGGUGAUGGGACAUUGUACUGUGUUCGUGUGCCCCUCUGGCCGCGGGUCCUCGGACUCCGCCCCUGCGCACCGUGCCAGGCCGUCGCUUCUCAAGUGGGUCAUCUCCCUCCUAGUGUGCUGCUGGGGGUCCCGCUCUUCCAGGAACUCCGGUGACAAUGGCAGCGAGAACAUUGAGAUGGGCCCGAUGACGCUGCGGGAAUACAUCGCAACGCUGGAGCCGUACGACCCAGAGAUCCACGGCUGGCGGGGGGACGAGCCGUUGACUGUGAAACGCAGAACUCAAAAGCGAAACUCCAACCACAGGUUGAGCCUUGCCAACGGGGGCCUGCCGGGAUCAUCUGGAGACAGCCCCGCCUACAGCUCUGUCAGCUACCAUCCCAGACAGCGGGGCAGCGUGGAGCUGCAGAGUAACAACGUCAUCUAGAUGCUGAUAUUGUGCCUUCUUGGAUCCAGUGACUUAAAAGGCGCCUUCAGAUAACUAUGACUGUUCCGGUAAAAACCUGACUUCCUAUUUUAGAACACAAAUGUUUUAGAAACAUGUUUUUAGAUAUUGUUAGAAAUACUGUAAAUGAUGUAAGUAGGUGAAUAUUGUAAUUACAUUGUAAAAAAUAGUUGUCUGUUUUAUAGGGUAAAAAAUGUACUUAAUCAAAAAACAAAAUUAUGUUGUGUAACAAAGAUUGUCUAAAUCAAUAAAUAGAAUUUAGUUAAGUUUUUUACAAGACAACAUUUUAUGCUAAACAUGAUAUAUGGUGCCUAUUUAAAAAGCAAAGA
Molecule: messenger RNA, 873 nt
Organism: Macrosteles quadrilineatus (aster leafhopper)
Lineage: Eukaryota; Metazoa; Arthropoda; Insecta; Hemiptera; Cicadellidae
Exons: 3
Coding region: 107-526 (139 amino acids)
Source: RefSeq, a predicted model, not a curated record